CGCCUGAUAGUACGCGAAGAUGGAUACAGAUAGUGCCGACUGACGAGAGAUUAACCCUCGCCAGUCGGCACAUUUAUGCCGGCCUGUUUGAAACCGGAUAUACACAGGCUGAUCCUGGAACGCCACACACUACGGUGGGGUUUACACGUAGUGUCCGGUUGACGCUAUCCGUUUAUACAUAUAUCUCACUACCACUCACUGGCAUAAAGACUAACUUCUUCUGUUUGCCCCUAGCCCGUACCUAGUGUAGUAAAGUCAUAUGCCGUAUUAAAUGUAAUUAAAGUCAUAACUGAAAGCUUAAUUCAUCAGGCAGAAUCAUCAUUUAAGAAUGCACGAAAAUUUUUAUGAAGUUUUUGCGUAUAAUUUUCAAUAGUUAUUACUGUUUCAUCUAAAUAAACAGAUUGCGACAAUAACAGCCGAACUACAAUGACACGAUCGAGUUUUAAUUACGUAUUGUGCUCAUGGUGACAACUAUAUUGUUUUAAUUGUAAAGGAUUAAUUUCUUUCAAAUUUUGUUACUAUUGUUGUGAUUAUAUUGUUUAUUGUGCGUGUGCGUCAAUGAUCAACAGAUUUAUGGUAUAUAAACCCCGAAGAUCUUCGUAGCAGUAUCAAUUCGGUUUCAACUCUCAGGAAAAUGAGAGUAACGGCCUUCGUGAUCCUGUGCUGCGCUUUGCAGUAUGUCACUUCGGACGACAUCGAAAAAACAUUUAAUGACCUCGAAAGGGGUUAUAAAGAAACCAGCGUCAGAAAAUCCGAUGAAUUCAAUGUCAAAAAUGGAACUAUGUUUGAAACGUCAAGAGUACGUAAACAGUUUGAAAGGGAUGGUGCUAAGCCUAAUAUAGAUCCAGGAGAGAAAAUGUUUAGGACUUUAAUGAUCGAAACGGACGCUUCUGGUCACGAAACUAUUUUCGAAGAAGAUGUUGUAAUAAAAAGAGUCCCUGGAGCAACAGACAGUGCUUCUGAGGGUUCCUUACCAACUUCAGCAGGCAGUUCUGGAGUUUCUAUGUCUGCUGCUUCUGCAUCAACAUCUUUUGGCUCAGGAUCACGAGGCGCUCACGGACCAGGACAUAGUGGAGGAAGCGGUGCAAGAGCGUCUGCGGUCGCUGCCGCAACUGUUGCAGGAAGUGGUGAAGUCUACGGAACUUACGGCUCAGACAAUGUUUAUGGCCUAGGUUCAUCCGCUCAAGGCUCAAGGGGAUCUAGCGCCGCGGCCUCAGCAGUUUCGUCAAGUUCUGCUUCAGGACCAGGACGUGUAAUCAUAAUUGACAAUGAAGGCUCUUCAUCAUCCGCAUCAGCCGCUGCAAGCUCAGGAUCCGCCGGACCCAGAGGACCUGAAGGUUAUGGACCCAACUACGAAUCGGGAGAAUACGGUUCCCUGUCAGGCGCCGACAGCAACGGUGAAUAUGGCCCCGAACAUUACGGCCCAGGCAAAGGAUCUAGGGGUUCUGCGGCGGCUGCGGCCGCGGUGGCUGCUGCUUCUGACUCCUACGGCCCAAGAUCGCGAAGUGCUCACGGACCAGGACGUCGUGGAGGUAGUGGUGCUGGAAAGUCUUCCGAAGCCGCUGCUGCAUCUGGUGCAGGAAGUGGUGAAGUCUACGGACCUUACGGCUCAGAAGGUUAUGGCAACAACGGACUUUUCCGCUCAGACAAUGUUUAUAGCCUAGGUUCAUCCGCUCAAGGUUCAAGGAAAUCUAAUGCCGCGGCGUCAGCAGCUGCUACCAGCUCUGCUUCAGGACCAGGAAGUGUAAUCAUAAUUGACAAUGAAGGCUCUUCAUCAUCCGCAUCAGCCGCUGCAAGCUCAGGAUCCGCCGGACCCAGAGGACCUGAAGGUUAUGGACUAAACUACGAACCGGGAGAAUACGGUUCCCUGUCAGGUGCCGACAGCAACGGUGAAUAUGGCCCCGAAUAUUACGGCCCAGGCAAAGGAUCUAGCGUUUCUGCGGCGGCUGCGGCCGCGGCAGCUGAUGCUUCUGACUCCUACGACCCAGGAUCGCGAGGCGCUCACGGACCAGGACGUCGUGGCGGUAGUGGUGCUGGAGCGUCUUCCGGAGCCGCUGCUGCAUCUGGUGCAGGAAGUGGUGAUGUCUACGGACCUUACGGCUCAGAGGGUUAUGGAAACGACGGACUUUUCGGCUCAGACAAUGUUUAUGGCCUAGGUUCAUCCGCUCAAGGCUCAAGGGGAUCUAGCGCCGCGGCCACAGCAGUUUCGUCAAGUUCUGCUUCAGGACCAGGACGUGUUAUCAUAAUUGACAAUGAAGGCUCUUCAUCAUCCGGAUCAGCCGCUGCACGCUCAGGAUCCACCGGAUCCAGAGGACCUGAAGGUUAUGGACCCAACUACGAAUCGGGAGAAUACGGUUCCCUGUCAGGUGCCGACAGCAACGGUGAAUAUGGCCCUGAACAUUACGGCCUAGGCAAAGGAUUUAGGGGUUCUGCGGCGGCUGCAGCCGCGGUAGCUGCUGCUUCUGACUCCUACGGCCCAAGAUCGCGAGGCGCUCACGGACCAGGACGUCGUGGAGGUAGUGGUGCUGGAGCGUCUUCCGGAGCCGCUGCUGCAUCUGGUGCAGGAAGUGGUGAAGUCUACGGACCUUAUGGCUCAGAGGGUUAUGGAAACGACGGACUUUUCGGCUCAGACAAUGUUCAUGGCCUAGGUUCAUCCGCUCAAGGCUCAAGGGGAUCUAGCGCCGCGGCCUCAGCAGUUUUGUCAAGUUCUGCUUCAGGACCAGGACGUGUUAUCAUAAUUGACAAUGAAGGCUCUUCAUCAUCCGCAUCAGCCGCUGCAAGCUCAGGAUCCGCUGGACCCAGAGGACCUGAAGGUUAUGGACCCAAUUACGAAUCGGGAGAAUACGGUUCCCUGUCAGGUGCCGACAGCAACGGUGAAUAUGGCCCCGAAUAUUACGGCCCAGGCAAAGGAUCUAGCGUUUCUGCGGCGGCUGCGGCCGCGGCAGCUGAUGCUUCUGACUCCUACGGCCCAGGAUCGCGAGGCGCUCACGGACCAGGACGUCGUGGCGGUAGUGGUGCUGGAGCGUCUUCCGGAGCCGCUGCUGCAUCUGGUGCAGGAAGUGGUGCAGUCUACGGACCUUACGGCUCAGAGGGUUAUGGAAACGACGGACUUUUCGGCUCAGACAAUGUUUAUGGCCUAGGUUUAUCCGCUCAAGGCUCAAGGGGAUCUAGCGCCGCGGCCUCAGCAGUUUCGUCAAGUUCUGCUUCAGGACCAGGACGUGUUAUCAUAAUUGACAAUGAAGGCUCUUCAUCAUCCGGAUCAGCCGCUGCAAGCUCAGGAUCCGCCGGAUCCAGAGGACCUGAAGGUUAUGGACCCAACUACGAAUCGGGAGAAUACGGUUCCCUGUCAGGUGCCGACAGCAACGGUGAAUAUGGCCCUGAACAUUACGGCCUAGGCAAAGGAUUUAGGGGUUCUGCGGCGGCUGCAGCCGCGGUAGCUGCUGCUUCUGACUCCUACGGCCCAAGAUCGCGAGGCGCUCACGGACCAGGACGUCGUGGAGGUAGUGGUGCUGGAGCGUCUUCCGGAGCCGCUGCUGCAUCUGGUGCAGGAAGUGGUGAAGUCUACGGACCUUAUGGCUCAGAGGGUUAUGGAAACGACGGACUUUUCGGCUCAGACAAUGUUUAUGGCCUAGGUUCAUCCGCUCAAGGCUCAAGGGGAUCUAGCGCCGCGGCCUCAGCAGUUUCGUCAAGUUCUGCUUCAGCACCAGGACGUGUUAUCAUAAUUGACAAUGAAGGCUCUACUUCAUCCGCAUCAGCCGCUGCAAGCUCAGGAUCCGCCGGACCCAGAGGACCUGAAGGUUAUGGACUAAACUACGAAUCGGGAGAAUACGGUUCCUAUCGCGAGGCGCUCACGGACCAGGACGUCGUGGAGGUAGUGGUGCUGGAGCGUCUUCCGGAGCCGCUGCUGCAUCUGGUGCAGGAAGUGGUGAAGUCUACGGACCUUAUGGCUCAGAGGGCGCUCACGGACCAGGACGUCGUGGAGGUAGUGGUGCUGGAGCGUCUUCCGGAGCCGCUGCUGCAUCUGGUGCAGGAAGUGGUGAAGUCUACGGACCUUAUGGCUCAGAGGGGUUCUGCGGCGGCUGCGGCCGCGGUAGCUGCUGCUUCUGACUCCUACGGUCCAAGAUCGCGAGGCGCUCACGGACCAGGACGUCGUGGAGGUAGUGGUGCUGGAGCGUCUUCCGGAGCCGCUGCUGCAUCUGGUGCAGGAAGUGGUGAAGUCUACGGACCUUAUGGCUCAGAGGGUUAUGGAAACGACGGACUUUUCGGCUCGGACAAUGUUUAUGGCCUAGGUUCAUCCGCUCAAGGCUCAAGGGGAUCUAGCGCCGCGGCCUCAGCAGUUUCGUCAAGUUCUGCUUCAGGACCAGGACGUGUUAUCAUAAUUGACAAUGAAGGCUCUUCAUCAUCCGCAUCAGCCGCUGCAAGCUCAGGAUCCGCCGGACCCAGAGGACCUGAAGGUUAUGGACCCAAUUACGAAUCGGGAGAAUACGGUUCCCUGUCAGGUUUCGACAGCAACGGUGAAUAUGGCCCCGAAUAUUACGGCCUAGGCAAAGGAUUUAGGGGUUCUGCGGCGGCUGCGGCCGCGGUAGCUGCUGCUUCUGACUCCUACGGCCCAAGAUCGCGAGGCGCUCACGGACCAGGACGUCGUGGAGGUAGUGGUGCUGGAGCAUCUUCCGGAGCCGCUGCUGCAUCUGGUGCAGGAAGUGGUGCAGUCUACGGACCUUACGGCUCAGAGGGUUAUGGAAACGACGGACUUUUCGGCUCAGACAACGUUUAUGGCCUAGGUUCAUCCGCUCAAGGCUCAAGGGGAUCUAGCGCCGCGGCCUCAGCAGUUUCGUCAAGUUCUGCUUCAGGACCAGGACGUGUUAUCAUAAUUGACAAUGAAGGCUCUUCAUCAUCCGCAUCAGCCGCUGCAAGCUCAGGAUCCGCUGGACCCAGAGGACCUGAAGGUUAUGGACCCAACUACGAAUCGGGAGAAUACGGUUCCCUGUCAGGCGCCGACAGCAACGGUGAAUAUGGCCCCGAACAUUACGGCCCAGGCAAAGGAUCUGGUUCUGCGGCGGCUGCGGCCGCGGUAGCUGCUGCUUCUGACUCCUACGGCCCAAGAUCGCGAGGCGCUCACGGACCAGGACGUCGUGGAGGUAGUGGUGCUGGAGCGUCUUCCGGAGCCGCUGCUGCAUCUGGUGCAGGAAGUGGUGAAGUCUACGGACCUUAUGGCUCAGAGGGUUAUGGAAACGACGGACUUUUCGGCUCAGACAAUGUUUAUGGCCUAGGUUCAUCCGCUCAAGUUUCAAGUAAAUCUAACGCCGCGGCGUCAGCAGCUGCUACCAGCUCUGCUUCAGGACCAGGAAGUGUAAUCAUAAUUGACAAUGAAGGCCCUUCAUCAUCCGCAUCAGCCGCUGCAAGCUUAGGAUCCGCUGGACCCAGAGAACCUGAAGGUUAUGGACCCAAUUACGAAUCGGGAGAAUACGGUUCCCUGUCAGGUUUCGACAGCAACGGUGAAUAUGGCCCCGAAUAUUACGGCCUAGGCAAAGGAUUUAGGGGUUCUGCGGCGGCUGCGGCCGCGGUAGCUGCUGCUUCUGACUCCUACGGCCCAAGAUCGCGAGGCGCUCACGGACCAGGACGUCGUGGAGGUAGUGGUGCUGGAGCAUCUUCCGGAGCCGCUGCUGCAUCUGGUGCAGGAAGUGGUGCAGUCUACGGACCUUACGGCUCAGAGGGUUAUGGAAACGACGGACUUUUCGGCUCAGACAACGUUUAUGGCCUAGGUUCAUCCGCUCAAGGCUCAAGGGGAUCUAGCGCCGCGGCCUCAGCAGUUUCGUCAAGUUCUGCUUCAGGACCAGGACGUGUUAUCAUAAUUGACAAUGAAGGCUCUUCAUCAUCCGCAUCAGCCGCUGCAAGCUCAGGAUCCGCUGGACCCAGAGGACCUGAAGGUUAUGGACCCAACUACGAAUCGGGAGAAUACGGUUCCCUGUCAGGCGCCGACAGCAACGGUGAAUAUGGCCCCGAACAUUACGGCCCAGGCAAAGGAUCUAGGGGUUCUGCGGCGGCUGCGGCCGCGGUAGCUGCUGCUUCUGACUCCUACGGCCCAAGAUCGCGAGGCGCUCACGGACCAGGACGUCGUGGAGGUAGUGGUGCUGGAGCGUCUUCCGGAGCCGCUGCUGCAUCUGGUGCAGGAAGUGGUGAAGUCUACGGACCUUAUGGCUCAGAGGGUUAUGGAAACGACGGACUUUUCGGCUCAGACAAUGUUUAUGGCCUAGGUUCAUCCGCUCAAGGCUCAAGGGGAUCUAGCGCCGCGGCCUCAGCAGUUUCGUCAAGUUCUGCUUCAGGACCAGGACGUGUUAUCAUAAUUGACAAUGAAGGCUCUACUUCAUCCGCAUCAGCCGCUGCAAGCUCAGGAUCCGCCGGACCCAGAGGACCUGAAGGUUAUGGACUAAACUACGAAUCGGGAGAAUACGGUUCCCUGUCAGGCGCCGACAGCAACGGGGAAUAUGGCCCCGAACAUUACGGCCCAGGCAAAGGAUCUAGGGGUUCUGCGGCGGCUGCGGCCGCGGUAGCUGCUGCUUCUGACUCCUACGGCCCAAGAUCGCGAGGCGCUCACGGACCAGGACGUCGUGGAGGUAGUGGUGCUGGAGCGUCUUUCGGAGCCGCUGCUGCAUCUGGUGCAGGAAGUGGUGAAGUCUACGGACCUUAUGGCUCAGAGGGUUAUGGAAACGACGGACUUUUCGGCUCAGACAAUGUUUAUGGCCUAGGUUCAUCCGCUCAAGGCUCAAGGGGAUCUAGCGCCGCGGCCACAGCAGUUUCGUCAAGUUCUGCUUCAGGACCAGGACGUGUUAUCAUAAUUGACAAUGAAGGCUCUUCAUCAUCCGCAUCAGCCGCUGCAAGCUCAGGAUCCGCCGGACCCAGAGGACCUGAAGGUUAUGGACCCAACUACGAAUCGGGAGAAUACGGUUCCCUGUCAGGCGCCGACAGCAACAGGGAAUAUGGCCCCGAACAUUACGGCCCAGGCAAAGGAUCUAGCGGUUCUGCGGCGGCUGCGGCCGCGGCAGCUGAUGCUUCUGACUCCUACGGCCCAGGAUCGCGAGGUGCUCACGGACCAGGACGUCGUGGCGGUAGUGGUGCUGGAGCGUCUUCUGGAGCCGCUGCUGCAUCUGGUGCAGGAAGUGGUGCAGUCUACGGACCCUACGGCUCAGAAGGUUAUAGAAACGACGGACUUUUCGGCUCAGACAAUGUUUAUAGCCUAGGUUCAUCUGCUCAAGGCUCAAGGGGAUCUAGCGCUGCGGCCUCAGCAGUUUCGUCAAGUUCUGCUUCAGGACCAGGACGUGUUAUCAUAAUUGACAAUGAAGGCUCUACUUCAUCCGCAUCAGCCGCUGCAAGCUCAGGAUCCGCCGGACCCAGAGGACCUGAAGGUUAUGGACUAAACUACGAAUCGGGAGAAUACGGUUCCCUGUCAGGCGCCGACAGCAACGGGGAAUAUGGCCCCGUACAUUACGGCCCAGGCAAAGGAUCUAGGGGUUCUGCGGCGGCUGCGGCCGCGGUAGCUGCUGCUUCUGACUCCUACGGCCCAAGAUCGCGAGGCGCUCACGGACCAGGACGUCGUGGAGGUAGUGGUGCUGGAGCGUCUUCCGGAGCCGCUGCUGCAUCUGGUGCAGAAAGUGGUGAAGUCUACGGACCUUAUGGCUCAGAGGGUUAUGGAAACGACGGACUUUUCGGCUCAGACAAUGUUUAUGGCCUAGGUUCAUCCGCUCAAGGCUCAAGGGGAUCUAGCGCCGCGGCCCUCAGCAGUUUCGUCAAGUUCUGCUUCAGGACCAGGACGUCCGCUGCAAGCUCAGGAUCCGCCGGACCCAGAGGACCUGAAGGUUAUGGACCCAACUACGAAUCGGGAGAAUACGGUUCCCUGUCAGGCGCCGACAGCAACGGGGAAUAUGGCCCCGAACAUUACGGCCCAGGCAAAGGAUCUAGGGGUUCUGCGGCGGCUGCGGCCGCGGUAGCUGCUGCUUCUGACUCCUACGGCCCAAGAUCGCGAGGCGCUCACGGACCAGGACGUCGUGGAGGUAGUGGUGCUGGAGCGUCUUCCGGAGCCGCUGCUGCAUCUGGUGCAGGAAGUGGUGAAGUCUACGGACCUUAUGGCUCAGAGGGUUAUGGAAACGACGGACUUUUCGGCUCAGACAAUGUUUAUGGCCUAGGUUCAUCCGCUCAAGGCUCAAGGGGAUCUAGCGCCGCGGCCUCAGCAGUUUCGUCAAGUUCUGCUUCAGGACCAGGACGUGUUAUCAUAAUUGACAAUGAAGGCUCUACUUCAUCCGCAUCAGCCACUGCAAGCUCAGGAUCCGCUGGACCCAGAAAACUUGGAGGUUAUGAACCAAAUUACGAAUUAGAAGAGUACGGAUCCCUGUCAGGUGCCGACAGCAACAGUGAAUACAGACCCGGAUAUUACAGCCCAGGCAAAGGAUCUAGCGAUAUAGCAUCAGAUGUUGAAAUUAACGACUCAAAUGUAGAAUCCCCUGAGGUACAAGAGCCUUCUGCCAUCAUUGCAACAUCUAGCUCUACCUCAGUAGAGCGACCAACUGUUGUUAUUAUCGAAAGUGGUUCCAAGUCUUCCUCAAGUUCGGCAUCAGCAAGUGGUUUGAGUGGAGCAAGGUCACCACGUCGCAAACCGUCCAAGAUUUGCCGUAUCACUCGCCGACAACUCGUCGUCAAGCUCCGAGAGUUGCCUUGUGCCAACUGUUAA
Manduca sexta (tobacco hornworm) is the source of this 8722-nucleotide messenger RNA. RefSeq names its product fibroin heavy chain (gene FIBH). NCBI's taxonomy places the organism in Eukaryota, Metazoa, Arthropoda, Insecta, Lepidoptera, Sphingidae. The record is from RefSeq and is a predicted model, not a curated record.